AUGAACAAAUUUUUACUUGUUGCACUUGUUGCUUGUUGUAUAUCAUUUACCUACGCUUAAGAUGGUGGAUAUCAUGUUGCUGAGUAUGAAGAAGAGUACCAUGGAUCUGCUUUCAAAGCCGCUAUUCAACGUCUUGCUGAAUUAAAGUUAAUUUCUUCCAAUGGUAUCUUACAUCCUGAGGCAUUUUACUAGAAGAUCGUCAGUGGUGCUCUCUAUAAAUUUGUUAUCAGAGAAGGUAAAAAUGUAUUUGAAGUAGAAGUUUGGAGUUAACCUUGGUUGAAGAAACUUGAAAUUCAAAGUGUUAAGCAAAUACACACUCCCAACUAUUGA
Molecule: messenger RNA, 330 nt
Organism: Tetrahymena thermophila SB210
Lineage: Eukaryota; Ciliophora; Oligohymenophorea; Hymenostomatida; Tetrahymenidae
Exons: 1
Source: RefSeq, a predicted model, not a curated record